UUUGUCCGCCAAUGGUUGAGACAGCUUCUUGUCUCCCAGCAACCGAAACACACAGCGCGUGCGCAGUGCUUAAUCGUUUGCGCUUGGACGAUUGGGAACUGAAAGGAGCAGAUUCAGUAUCAUCAGCUGUUGUUGAAUUAAGGCUCCUCAAGAAAUGCUGAGAGGUAGGAUUAUAAACCAUCGACAACAUGUUGGACUGCAGAAACUCUCAGCAUUGGCAGGAAUCAUGCAUUCCUCGGUGGGCCCCAAUAAAACGUACAAGUUUAUCCAAGAUGACACGACUGGAGAAUCAACUCUUGUGUGCUCAUGCCUGCGCAUCUUUGAGAACCUGGAGCUGACCUGCGCAGUGGGUCAGCUAGUUUAUGAGACGAUUCGAACCCACCACAGGGUCUAUCACACAGGGUCAGGAUGUCUUCUGUUUCUUGCAGGAGCAUGGAGUCGCGCUGCUCUGGAGUGCCUUCAGAGAGGGAUUUCAGUAACACACAUCAUUUCAGUUAUGUCUGAGGGAAUGGAUAUAUGUUUGGAUGUUUGCAGUAAAAGCAGCAUCUCAACUGAAGGACUUGGUGUGGAGCAAGCAGAGAGCUGUAUUGCACCUUCCAUGGGACCUCACCUCCCAAAGAAACCCAGUGCAGAGGUUUCACAAACAUCGUGCCACCUGCAAGGGACAACAAGACUUAGUCACAAGACUCUAAAUGCCAGUGGACAAAGGAAAAUAAAGCUCAGCAGACAUUUCUGUGGAGAUGGAUCUGAAAAAAUCUCUAAAGUACUGCAAUCUCAUGAGCCAAAGCAUCCUGACAUUGCAGACAUUGCUAAGGGACUGAGUCAUGGGUGUGCUGAUGCAAUGAAUUUAGUAGUCGAAGCAAGCCGAAUACUGUCAAAAAAUAAUCAGCGAGAUGUCGGCUGUUCCACUUUUGACAUCACUAAAGUGGUGACUUGUGUGCUACCUGGGUUACCAGAGGAGCAUGCAUGUGUUUUACCAGGCUGUAUUGUUUGCUUAUCUGCUGAACAGGCUUUAGUUGCUUGUCACUUACAAGAACAGCACUUGAAGGUUGCUCUAAUUAAUGGAGAUUUAUCAGAUACCUAUCACCAUCUUGGUUUUACUAAGCCAACAGGUUUAAAAAGUGUGCGUGACCAGUCAGCUUUGUCAAAGUCACACAAAGAAGAAGGGUGGAUGGAAAAGGUUGCAGCACUUCUGCUGAAGCUGGAAGUAAACCUGAUUCUAGUCACUGGGCUUGUUAGUGAGAAAGUGAUUCUACGCUGUUGUAGACACCAUAUACUUGUGGUGGAAAAAGUGAAGGCUUCCGUUUUGAAGUCAUUUGCUAAUGCAACAGGAGCCUUUCCAGUCACUUAUGCUACGCAGCUGAGUAAGCACUGUGUUGGCACAGGGGGGAAGGUUGUGAUAUGGAGGGACCUCAGCAACAGUGAUGGGAAGCCUUCAACAACUGUGAAUAUUUCCACAGGUGGGAACAGCGAGUUGGUCACAGUGAUUCUCACAAGCUGUGUAUAUGGCAAGCUGCAGGCACUGGAAGACCAAUUUUGGGCAUGUGCUUAUCGUUUACACCAUGCGCUGAAAGACAAAUCCCUUCUGCCUGGUGCUGGAGUGACAGAAAUGCUUUGUAUUCAUCACCUUCAAAAGCAAGCAGAGCGCUAUGUCAAGCAUCACAGAGAGAGAAAUGGGGACUCUGUCCAGCAAACCAAAAGUGGAACAGCACCUAAUCCAUACAGGGGUGUAGUGUUGCACCUCAUGGCAGAUGGCUUAAUAGAUUACAUAUCCACUGUAAUGGUUAAUACUGGAAGGUUUUCGAAAGUCAGAGCCAGGACUGUGGUGAGCCAACAGCUGCAGGGCUGUGACGAAAGCUUAGGCAUUGCUGUAAAAUUUUCACAACUUUACUUGGAAGGUGAACGAAAUGAUAGUGCAGUUUCCUCACCCCUGAAGUCCAGUGAUGCACUGACAGUAAAGAUCUACGAUAAUCUGAGUGUGAAGCAGGAGGCAUGGAGAAGAGCCUUAGAUCUGGUUUUUCUGGUGUUGCUGGCUGAUGCAGAGGUCAUCACAGGCACUGAGCAAAAAAUUGAUUGUGCACAGGAAAAUUUGAUGCUGUUAUGACCCAGCAUCUUGGGGAAUUAAUUGACUGUGUUUUGAAAUUGUGCUUAAAAUAAGAAAUGACAGUGUUUUAUAACUGGUACAAAGUAAAAGUAGAAUAAAAUGUGUUUAUAUUCUUUA
Scatophagus argus is the source of this 2221-nucleotide messenger RNA. RefSeq names its product Bardet-Biedl syndrome 12 (gene bbs12). The record is from RefSeq and is a predicted model, not a curated record. Gene Ontology annotation, molecular function: ATP binding. Gene Ontology annotation, biological process: chaperone-mediated protein complex assembly; photoreceptor cell maintenance. The transcript has 2 exons. The coding region runs from base 155 to 2104 and encodes 649 amino acids. Lineage: Eukaryota; Metazoa; Chordata; Actinopteri; Scatophagidae.